AUGGCAAACUGUGGCUGGAGAUAUGAAGGCAGAAAUGGUCCUGAACAAUGGAGUAGGUUGUACCCCAUUGCAAAUGGGAAUAACCAGUCUCCAAUCGAUAUUAAAACCAAAGAAACAAAACAUGAUCCUUGUCUACAACCUGUAUGCCUCUGCUAUGAUCCAGCCACAGCCAAAGAAAUGACCAAUAAUGGUUACACACUCCAAAUAACUUUUAAGGACCACGAUAACCGAUCUGUGCUUAGAAAUGGUCCUGUCUGUGAAAUCUAUAGGCUGCGGGAGAUCCAUUUUCACUGGGGAUGUACAGAUGACUGUGGUUCUGAGCAUACAGUGGAUGGGGCCAAUUACUCUGGAGAGCUUAACCUUGUUCAUUGGAAUUCUGAAAAGUACUCUUGUUUUGCUGAAGCCGUCUCACAGGCUGAUGGGUUAGUAGUUUUAUCAGUUUUGAUGAAGAUUGGUCGGGAAAACAUUCAUUUGCAGAGGAUAGUUGAUGCCUUACACGCAGUUAAAACAAAGGGCAAAACAAUUCCAUUCACAAAUUUUAAUCCCUCUUGUCUUCUUCCUUCAUCGUUGGAUUACUGGACCUACUUUGGCUCUCUGACUUCUCCUCCCCUUUGUGAAAGUGUAACCUGGAUGAUCUGUAAAAUGCCCAUUAUCAUCAGCCCAUGUCAGCUGGCACAGUUCCGCAGUCUUCUCUCAAACGCUGAGUGUGAAACAGUCAUCCCAAUUUGGAACAACUGCAGACCACCACAGCCUCUGAAGGGGAGAAGAGUGAGGAGCUUCACUCUGGAUGAUCCAGGCACCACGUUAAACUUACCCCGCCAAGUGCCCAACUCUGCUCAGUAUAAAUGUAACGAAGCAGUUUAUAAGAAACAGUAG
Messenger RNA from Sorex araneus (European shrew), 876 nucleotides. RefSeq names its product carbonic anhydrase 1. The record is from RefSeq and is a predicted model, not a curated record. The transcript is spliced from 7 exons. Gene Ontology annotation, molecular function: zinc ion binding; carbonate dehydratase activity. Bases 1 to 876 code for a protein of 291 amino acids. Lineage: Eukaryota; Metazoa; Chordata; Mammalia; Eulipotyphla; Soricidae.